AUGGGAGAAGUUGUGCAGAUAGUGGUGUUUGUGAUGGCUUUCAUCAGCUGCAAUGCCCUCCUGGAUCUGUCUGGUGUUCACCAGGUAAAGGGCACAUGGAUGGGAUGCACCACUUUACCGUGUACCUACAUGCCCUCAGAAGGUUUCACACAGCAAACGCUCAUCUGGAGCAUGGAGCGAGACUAUAGCACCUCUACCAUCUUUCGGAGGGAUGAUUCUGGUGACCAUGUCUUGUUGUCUCGGUUCCGAGACCGGGUCAGCGUCCCAAAGCAUAGCCCAGGGAACGCCUCACUCCUAAUCGAGAACCUUGAAAUCCCUGACAGCGGACACUACACCUGUCAAGUCAUCUGGAGGUCUAAAAAUAACAGCUUGAUAACAAAGGAGGUGACCACUAUGGUUAAAGUUGUCAAAGUUGCAGUGACCAAGCCCGUCAUCAGGGCCGGCGAGCUGGGGCUGACAGUCCCGGCAGGAGCCAGGACCAGCCUGACCUGUGUGGCCAGCGGGUCCCCCCCCAUCAGCUACCGCUGGUUCAGGAGCGGCCCCGGGGGGAAAGCCCUGCUCCUGAGCAGCCAGGCCGAGCUGGCGUGGGACAGCCUGCGGCCCUCCGACACCGGGAAGUACUACUGUGAGGCAGAAAACAACGUCAGGGCCAGGGCUGUGCAGCAGAGCGACACCGUUGAGCUGACAGUGAGAGAGUCCCCAGUCACACAGCAGCCCAGCCCUGAGACCGACAGGCACAGCAGACCCCCACUCACCCCCCGAGGCGAUGCGCCCCAGCGAGUGCCCACAGAACCUCUCUAUGAAGUUGUUUUCCAUAGCACUGCAGAUGUCACAAGAUUGGAGACUGAUGUGGAAGUGCCUGUUAAGUGCCUACACAAGGAGACAAAUUCUAAGACUGAAACAUCCAAUGACACUUUCGCCAUGAAAGACAACGGCCAUGACAGCAUAUGCAUCAGGAAAAAUCCUGAGUAUGAAAACCUUGUGAAUGCAAUGGAAUCAGAAUAUGAAAUAGAAAAAAUUUAGUAGGGUACCAGCUUUUCCACAUGAGCAGCCGUGCAGGGCUGCAGAUAUUGAGUGGUAAACUUUACCAAAGGAAAUUCUUCUUCCUGUCUGCCUUCUGCUCUGAUAAAUAUACCAGUCUCACUGCUU
Molecule: messenger RNA, 1149 nt
Organism: Pygoscelis adeliae (Adelie penguin)
Lineage: Eukaryota; Metazoa; Chordata; Aves; Sphenisciformes; Spheniscidae
Product: V-set and immunoglobulin domain-containing protein 4-like
Exons: 6
Coding region: 1-1023 (340 amino acids)
Biological process (GO): negative regulation of macrophage activation; negative regulation of T cell proliferation; negative regulation of interleukin-2 production
Molecular function (GO): complement component C3b binding
Source: RefSeq, a predicted model, not a curated record